Messenger RNA from Dibothriocephalus latus, 447 nucleotides. The record is from the annotation of a GenBank genome assembly. NCBI's taxonomy places the organism in Eukaryota, Metazoa, Platyhelminthes, Cestoda, Diphyllobothriidea, Diphyllobothriidae.
AUGUUUACUCACCUCGUGUUGCUUGAUUACUAUAGCCCAAACGGCGACCUAAAGCUUUUGGAAGAUAAUCUCGUGGAAAGGUCCACAGAAAAAAUUCGGGGAAUAAACCCUAUCUUUCGACGACGCAGGUUACUUGUGGAGCCGAAACCCUGGAAGACAUUUGAUAGGCCUGCUUCCGAGGAAAACUAUACGAAGACUCGUAAUUUGGAUAUGUACCAGGGGCUUCACAGUCCAAAGACAACAAGCACUCCAAAGUCCCAAGCAGCAGACGUUUCACGCACCGCCCCGUGUUGCGAAAAAGCCCUUCAAAAUAAUGCAGACAAUUACCAGGCGGAUUCCUUUACAGACUGGGAGCAGCUCACGGUGGAGACAACCAAACUCUUGACAACCCUGAUUGGAAAAAUCCAGGCCAACUCUGCCCUAGCAGAGGUUUAUCGUACGUAUUAA